Messenger RNA from Gaeumannomyces tritici R3-111a-1, 667 nucleotides. RefSeq lists its product as hypothetical. Lineage: Eukaryota; Fungi; Ascomycota; Sordariomycetes; Magnaporthales; Magnaporthaceae. The coding region runs from base 1 to 531 and encodes 176 amino acids. The record is from RefSeq and is a predicted model, not a curated record. The transcript is spliced from 2 exons.
AUGAAGUUUAUUGUCAAAGACCUCCUGGCCAUGGUGGCCUCGGCGAGGCUCGCCGUGGCCACCAACUCCUGCCGGCCAACAAUCACCUCAACCGUCGUGGUCCUGAUCACCGCGACCGUAUCCACGACCACGACUACAUCAACCACGACCACGACCACAGUGCUCUCCUCGGGCCUCUUCGGGCGCCGCCAGGUGACGGUCCGGCUCAGCGGCGUGCCCUCGUACGCCAGCGCCUGCCCGGACGCGGCCGCCUACAGGUCCGCGUGCGCGUGUUUCGGCGGCAUCCCGGCCCGGACGACGACGUUGGCGGCCCCGUCGGCCACGACGAGCGCGACGAGCAUCGUCGUCGUCACGACCACGUCCACGCAGACUCAGGUUGCCGUGGCCACCGCGACCGCCACCGUGUGCGCCGCCAACCUUGCGCCGUGCGACUUUAGCCGUCCUGACCUCUGCUGCAGCCUGACUUGCUGCGCGCCUGGUGUCGGCGGGGUCCCCUCCAGCUCUCCGGGACCUGCGUGCUGCGGUCUCUGAUAGAUCAGGGGAGGUUAGAGACGGUUCUGGCCGGGUGUUGAGACUUGGGCGUGUCGUAUCUCCUAGAAUAUCCGAUCAUUCUGUAAAUUUGCAGUUUCAGCGCCGCCGUAUCGCUGAGCGGAGCUUUAUUACCCUG